AUGAAUCGUACUAGAAUUUGGUUAUUAGUUUUUAUAGGUUUAGGUAUAUUAACCUUAAUGAUAUAUUUUAUUCCAAGCAUAAAUCAAAUUGUAUAUAGUAGUGGAAUAAGUUAUUAUAGACCUAAAUCAAAAUUUUCAAUAGCAGAUAUAGAUUAUGAAGCAAAAGGAAAGAAUUUUACAUAUGAUAUGAAUAACUUCCCAUGGGAAGAAUUUAAAGCAGCAGCAAGAACUGGUAAAACAGACAAUACAGAUAAAUAUUCACAAAUGUUGAUUUUAACAUUAUCAACCUACUUAAUUGAACCACCUUUAGUACCAAUAGAUGAAUCAUGUCAACCUGAACCAUUACCACCUAUCGACGAUUCAGUAUGCACAUCAAAAUAUUCAAGAGUGUUUUCAGGUAAACGUGAUAAACCUGUUAAAAUCGGACACAUGGUACAAAUUGGUUUCGAUGUUGAUGUUUUAGAAAUUCAUUUAAAUGAGUUAUACGAUGUCGUUGACCAUUUCUUUAUAAUAGAGUCAACAGUAACACAUUAUCAUAAAAUGUUGAAACCAUUAAUUUGGGAACAUGUUAAAUUUCAAGAUAGAUUUUUAAAAUUCAAGGAUAAAGUGGUGCAUUUAGUUUUGGAUGAUACUGAUGAAGAGAAUGGUAAAGGUUUAUUCGAUGCAGAAAGUUAUCAGGAAACUCGUCGUUGGCAAAAGUUUUUAGAUUGGAAUAAAAGAACAAAUCUAUAUAGUGAUGAGGAUAUUAUCGGGUUUGGCGAUACCGAUGAAAUCAGUGCAAGAAUUAAUUUACAUUUAUUAAAGAAUUGUCAAUUAAAAUCAGGUGUUGAUAUGGUUGAUAUUGGUAUUUGGUUCCCAUAUGGUCCAAUUAAUCAAGUUUUCAAUCCAGAUUUCCCAGUACCAAGUAAUCCAUACACACUCGGUGAUCCAACUUAUUAUACAAUAAAAAAAGCAAAAUCAACAACUAAAGCACCAUCUAGAAAUCGUGGUACUUCAGGUCACUAUAUGUUGGGUGGAAUGCAUAUGACUCAUUAUGGUUAUUUACCAUUCCAAAUGGUGAAAUAUUUAUCAUGUACUGAAUGUGGUAUAACAAGAGAGGAUCAAAUUACCUUAUUUUCAAAUGAUAUUGGAAAAGGUGAUAUUCAAAAAUUAGAACUUCGUCUAUUAGAAACAAAAUCUGAUCAUGCUCAUAGAAUUCGUCAAUUAAGUAGUAUGGAUGAUUUCUUUAAAAAAGAAGUUGCAAUUUUACCAUGGUUUUAUAAUUGUAAUCGUAAUCGUUACCCUGUUUGGGAAAGAAAAAAUGAUCCAAGAUUAUUUUAA
Messenger RNA from Dictyostelium discoideum AX4, 1320 nucleotides. RefSeq lists its product as hypothetical. Gene Ontology annotation, molecular function: beta-1,4-mannosylglycoprotein 4-beta-N-acetylglucosaminyltransferase activity. Gene Ontology annotation, cellular component: membrane. Bases 1 to 1320 code for a protein of 439 amino acids. Lineage: Eukaryota; Evosea; Eumycetozoa; Dictyosteliales; Dictyosteliaceae. The record is from RefSeq and is a predicted model, not a curated record. The transcript has a single exon.